Messenger RNA from Mastomys coucha (southern multimammate mouse), 937 nucleotides. RefSeq names its product centrin 3 (gene Cetn3). The transcript is spliced from 5 exons. Gene Ontology annotation, molecular function: microtubule binding; calcium ion binding. The record is from RefSeq and is a predicted model, not a curated record. Bases 117 to 620 code for a protein of 167 amino acids. NCBI's taxonomy places the organism in Eukaryota, Metazoa, Chordata, Mammalia, Rodentia, Muridae. Gene Ontology annotation, biological process: spindle pole body duplication. Gene Ontology annotation, cellular component: microtubule organizing center.
AUUUCAGCCAAUCGCAGCCAGAAACUUCUGUCUGGUGGGCGGUCCCCCGUGCUGGCGGCUGUUGAGCGGUUCUCGUGCUAAAGUCCUUGAGCGGAACAUCUCUGUCGGAAGAGAAAAUGAGUUUAGCUCUGAGAGGUGAGCUUGUAGUAGACAAAACAAAAAGGAAAAAACGGAGAGAGCUCUCUGAAGAACAGAAGCAAGAAAUUAAAGAUGCUUUUGAGCUGUUUGAUACCGACAAAGACCAAGCCAUAGAUUAUCAUGAAUUAAAGGUGGCAAUGAGAGCCUUGGGCUUUGAUGUGAAAAAGGCUGAUGUGCUGAAGAUUCUUAAAGACUAUGACAGAGAAGCCACAGGCAAGAUCACAUUUGAAGAUUUUAAUGAAGUUGUGACAGACUGGAUACUAGAGAGAGAUCCACAUGAGGAGAUACUGAAAGCAUUUAAACUAUUUGAUGAUGAUGAUUCAGGAAAGAUAAGCUUGAGGAAUUUACGGCGUGUUGCCAGAGAGCUGGGAGAGAACAUGAGCGAUGAGGAGCUCCGGGCCAUGAUAGAGGAGUUUGACAAAGACGGCGAUGGAGAGAUAAAUCAAGAGGAAUUCAUUGCUAUUAUGACUGGUGACAUAUAAAGAAUUUCAAGAUUCAACACCAAAAUGUUGCUGUUACCAUCUAUCUUCUCUUUGUGUGCCUGGAGUUCAGUUUAAGAAUAUGAAACAAAACAAUCAAAUCUUUUUCUGAAAAGAACAAAACCAAUAUUUCAAUACUGUUAAGCAUAUGUCAUCAAUGUAGUAGUUGACUUCACAUUUAUAAUACACAUUUAUAAAGUUUUAAAACAUCAAAUCUUGUGUUGUAUAUUAUUUGGAGGCUUCUAAAUUUAGCAUUAGCUAAUUCCUUUUAUUUUCAUGCACAUGUUUUUUUUGACAUUAAUAAAGUGCGUAUUUUAUUA